Molecule: messenger RNA, 2657 nt
Organism: Vitis riparia (riverbank grape)
Lineage: Eukaryota; Viridiplantae; Streptophyta; Magnoliopsida; Vitales; Vitaceae
Exons: 9
Coding region: 199-2280 (693 amino acids)
Biological process (GO): lipid metabolic process
Source: RefSeq, a predicted model, not a curated record
AGAGGCUGGGAGAAGACACAUAGCCACCUGACCAAUGAAUAUUCUCCGCGUGGAUGUGCCGACAUAGAACAUAAAAAAUAAACAAAAUUAAAGGCAGGGAAAGAAUCAGCGCUGCCUUCUCUCCUCCAGAUAUAUCGGGCUCCUCCGAUUUUCCGUUAUCCGGAUUCCGGAAUCCAGUUUUCGGUUUUAAGCAAAACGAUGCAGCGAUUCGUCGACUCGUCCCUCGCAGUCGUCAAGGAGUCCGUGAAGACUAUCACUUAUGAGUCUUUGAACAAUAUUGCAAGGCUGAUAAAUGGAAUGUCAGCACUUCUAUUGGCCAUUCUGCCUGGGAAGGCCAAUAUUCUUGAAGGUAUUCAUGGCUGGGAGCUCAGGCCAACUUUCCGUGGACCUCGUCUUCCACGCUGGAUGGGGAAUGGCGUCUCCUCUUUCAACCAGUUUAUCCAUGAACUUUCUGUGGAUUCUGAUACUUCAUCAAGUGAUGAUCACUCAUCUGGAGAAGAAGAUAAUGAUGGCGCAUAUCCUCCAUCACCUUUAUCUCAAAGUUCUCGCCUCUCCAGGGCAAGCAGUUAUACAAAGGAUGAUAAGAUUUGGACAUGCUGGAUUAUAUGGAUAUUUUCGUGGAUUCUGUUUCCUGUAAAGUUUCUGCUGGGGAUACCAUUUUGUCUUUAUCAUUUGUCUUUUUCUAGGGGGUCAAAAUCCCCAUCCACCUCAGGAAGCCACCAGCCUUCACCUGCACGUCCUCUUAAGAGAGUAUACACCCUCAAGGAUCAUCCUUUUCAUCUCACCACUGACAGGAGACGUGGAGUAAUUGAGGAUCUUCAUCUAGCAAUUGAGAUAUUCAUAGAGGCGAUAUUUGAUGUUGUUCACAAGGCAGCACAUUGUGUUCUUUCACCAUCUGAAGCUUUCAGAAUAAUGUUUAGAUGGGUUUCUUCCCACAGUAGUAAUACUGAUAUUUCUGCUGGUGGUUUGGAUGCCUCUGUCCCUACGGCUACACUUGGAGAGGAUGAUCCAACUGUUAGAGAAAGGAAAACUACUUUUAAUAACACUCUAAAUACAGAUGCCCGGACAUGUCAGGAUGUCAUAACAGAGUUUGGGUACCCUUACGAAGCUAUCCGUGUGGUCACUGCUGAUGGUUAUGUGCUUCUUUUGGAAAGAAUUCCCAGACGUGAUUCACGGAAGGCCGUUUAUCUACAGCAUGGAAUAUUGGAUUCCUCUAUGGGGUGGGUGUCUAAUGGAGUUGUUGGUUCUCCAGCUUUUGCAGCCUUUGAUCAAGGGUAUGAUGUUUUCCUUGGGAACUUCCGUGGCUUGGUUUCUAGGGAACAUGUCGACAAGAAAAUUUCUUCAAGAGAGUACUGGCGAUACUCCAUCAAUGAACAUGGGACUGAGGACAUACCUGCAAUGAUAGAGAUGAUUCAUCAAAUAAAGACUUCAGAGUUGAAGGGUAGCAAACCUGAUCUUAAGGAAGAAACUGAUGAUGAUCAGCCUUACAAACUUUGUGCAGUGUGCCACAGCUUGGGAGGAGCGGCUAUUUUAAUGUAUGUCAUAACACGUCGGAUUGAGGAGAAGCCCCACAGACUUUCAAGAUUGAUCUUGUUAUCACCUGCUGGCUUCCAUGAAGAUUCCAACCUAGUGUUUACAGUGGCAGAGUACAUUUUCCUUUUAUUUGCCCCUAUCCUGGCACCCCUUGUGCCUGGCUUCUAUAUACCUACAAGAUUCUUUCGUAUGCUGUUGAACAAAUUGGCUCGAGACUUCCAUUACUACCCUGCAGUUGGAGGACUGGUUCAAACCCUGAUGAGUUAUGGCGUUGGUGGAGACAGCUCAAACUGGGUAGGAGUGUUAGGUAUACCACAUUACAACAUGAAUGACAUGCCAGGAGUUUCAUUCCACGUGGCUCUCCACCUCGCACAGAUGAAGCAUGCCAGAAAAUUUAUUAUGUAUGAUUAUGGCAGUUCAUCUGCCAACAUGAAAAUGUAUGGAUCACCUCAGCCAUUUGACUUGGGUGAAUACUAUGGGCUCAUUGAUAUUCCUGUUGAUCUUCUUGCUGGACGGAAGGACAACGUGAUCCGGCCAUCAAUGGUGAAAAAGCACUAUUCGUUGAUGUAUAAGUCUGGUGUAGAUGUAUCAUACAAUGAGUUUGAGUAUGCUCACUUGGAUUUCACAUUCUCACACCAUGAAGAACUCUUGGCCUUCAUCAUGUCACGCUUACUGCUGGCGAGGCCCUCCCCAAAGCAUCAAUCUGGUCAGAAGGCUGCUAUCUCAAAGAAAGAAGCUGAGCGGUGAGCUGCUAGUGGAUCCAGAAUGCAAAACCAAACUCCCUCCUGGUUUUUUUUCCUCUGUUGGGAUUGGGCAUGCUUAUAUUGUAUUCUUUGGUACAAAUUGCUGUUGUAUUUUGAUCAUCGACUAGGUUGCUGUGUCCUUCACCUCACUGUAAUUACUUAUGGAGCUGUACUAUAUGUCCUUCAGUCACCUUUCCCUUGAUAUAUUUUUUCUCUUGAAGGGAAGUAAAAUGGGUGGAAGGGUGUACCCAGUUUGGGUUUAUAUUAUUGUAGUUGAGUUGCUGGGCUCUGAAAAUUGUUGUCUGUAACAUCAUACUGCAUGUAAUAGUUCAUUUUCAAACAUAUUGGCCAGGGUAUGGAUGAUGAUUAUUGUUUCUUAAA